Auxenochlorella protothecoides is the source of this 1509-nucleotide messenger RNA. RefSeq lists its product as hypothetical. Bases 1 to 1509 code for a protein of 502 amino acids. Lineage: Eukaryota; Viridiplantae; Chlorophyta; Trebouxiophyceae; Chlorellales; Chlorellaceae. The record is from RefSeq and is a predicted model, not a curated record. The transcript has 10 exons.
AUGGAGGUGCAGGCCGGCGACCGACAGGUGUAUGCCAUCGACCUACUGGGGUAUGGUUACAGCGACAAGCCCAACCCGCGCCUGGCCGGCCCCCCAUCCAGCCUAUACAACUUCGACACCUGGUCAGACCAGCUCCUGGACUUCACUCGUGCCGUCAUCGGCCGCAGCGCCGUCCUUUCCUGCAACUCGGUGGGGGGCCUGGCCGGCCUGCAGGCAGCGGUGAAGGACCCCGCCAUUGUGCGGGCGGUGCAGGUGAUCAACAUCUCCCUGCGCGCGCUGCACCUCUCCAAGCAGGCGGCCUGGAAACGGCCUGCCGUCAGCACGCUGCAGCGCGCGUUGCGCACGACGGGGGCGGGCCCCUGGCUCUUCAAGCGCCUGGCCACGCGGGACGGGGUGCGCAGGGUCCUGCAGACCUGCUACGGUGACCCAAAGACCGUGACGGACGAGCUGGUGGACUACAUCCUCAAGCCGGGGCUGGAGCCGGGGGCGGUGGAGGUGUUCCUCGACUUCAUCUCCUACAGCUCUGGCCCACUGCCGGAGGACCUGCUGCAGGCCUGCAAGGUCCCAGUGAGCAUACUGUGGGGAGAGGCUGAUCCCUGGGAGCCUGUCAAGCUUGGCAGAACGCUGGCGCUGUAUCCGUCCGUGGAGGAGUGGGCUUCCCUGCCAGGCAAGCAGGGUGUGGGACAUUGCCCUCAGGACGAGGCACCCGACCAGGUGAACCCCUUUGUGACGGAGUUCAUGAGGCGGCAUGGCGGGGACGACUUUGAUGAGGUCAGCAACUGGUCGGAGGGCAGCCACCGAUCCAGCGAUCUGGACACCAUACAGGACCUCAUGCGCCGGUUCACCCUGGAUUAUCAGCCAGACUACACGCUGAAGCUGCGAAACAGAUUCUCUGGAUUGGUCUUGGGUGCCGAUUUCACUCAUUCUCCGGUGACAAACACGCAAGCAAGCGCGCUCGUGGUCAAGCCUGUGAGUCCUGGUGCGCCAUGGCGUCGCCUGAGGCUCGACUCCGAAGGCACGGUGACCCUUCGAUCCCGCAAACUCCAGUGGUGGCUCCUGACCCUGGACCUGGAGGGCCAUGCCAACCCCCUGCGCAGGACCAGCAACCUGUCCUUCAGGGUGGCAACAAAGUGGGACAUGUACCGGGGACAGAUCCGGAACAAGAAGAGGGUGGCUCUGGGCAGUGGCUCCGAGGCACGAGUGCACUACACCGUGAACUACAACCUGCCCGAGAUCGAGGGGAACUUCAAGACGGCCGGGCGGGACCUGGCCCAGAACGUCACCGCUGACGUCGGGCAUCCGGCGCCGCCGCCGCCAGCGGCACCCGGAAGGCAGGCGGCCGGGCCGCCGCUGGCGGGCGCAGGCCUGCCGGCCUCCCCCCAGGAGGCCUGGGCCGCGGUGACGCGCCGGGCGAGGGCGGUGCACGGCCGGCUCACGCGCUGGGCGCAUGCUGGGGCCAGCGCCGUCGCCAGGGCCACCUCGCCCCAGCCCUCCGCCUCUGGUGACUGA